Molecule: messenger RNA, 1145 nt
Organism: Adelges cooleyi (spruce gall adelgid)
Lineage: Eukaryota; Metazoa; Arthropoda; Insecta; Hemiptera; Adelgidae
Gene: oaf
Product: out at first protein
Exons: 5
Coding region: 226-1047 (273 amino acids)
Source: RefSeq, a predicted model, not a curated record
UUUUUUAUCAUGAAUCUCGUGAACAUUUUGUAGUUUGAACAAUGUUAGUUGUAACUUAUCCAAAUUUCAAAUUUAAUAAAUUUAAAAUGUAAAUAAUGUAAUGCUACUGUCGCUUUACUUGCGCUUUUGUUGGGGUUAAUAAUUAAAAAAAUAAUUUAUGUAGUUUAGGCAAUAAAUCGAGAAUAGACUGAAUUUAAAAUUCUAUCUUUCUCAUUAUUUAGAGAAAUGAACGUCAUUCAAACAUCAAAAUUAUUGUAUUUAAUUUGUAUUUAUAUCGCACUUCUCAACAACUUUUUUGUCAUCUCUUUGGUGAUAAACGUAAAAAACCAGAACGGAAUUAUUAUAAAAGAGACAAUUGUUGCCAAUAUAACGGAUGAUGCCAUUACUUUGGAAUUACAAUUACCCGACUCUACGUUGAUUACACAACACAUUGAUUUUACUAAGGAAGUUCAAAUUGUGCAAGUUUUAUUGUCAGGGGAAGAAGAACGAGGCCAAAAACCCUAUCAAAUAUUGUGUUUUAUCAACCACAUACAACCAAAUGAGUAUAUAUCUCCAGAUGCUAUGGCUAAACUCAGACAAAAAAAUCCUGGUACAAUAAGAGUUGCCGAAGAAAAUAAAGGUAUUUUCAACAUAACAAUAGACAUGAAAAUCAAACCAAAAGAUAGUAGUCAUAUUUCAAAACACAUUUAUUCGUUAUGUUCAGAAGCACCCGAUUCUACAUUUACUAGGAAAGUCGACAUCGAUAAAUGGGCUGCCGUACCGGGCAUGUACUUGGGAAGUCUAUUAGAAUCGGUCGUGAAUAUGAAUAUGACCCCUAGAUCCAACCUUAGGUUAUGUCGAGAUACCGGAAAAGUGUGGUCGCACUGUUUGUGUACAAUGGAGGUGAUUAUACCAUGGUACCCGUGCGCACUGAAAUUUUGUAAAGAUCAUAUUAGCAAAAAACCUGCAAACGUCGAGAGUUACCGAUGCGGUAUUCAAACUUGUUCAAAGACUUUAAACUUUAUGUAUGCCGUAAAGCAUAAACAUCAUUGUUUAUCCAUCGAAUGAUAAACUUGUUAUUAUGCGUUAAAUUUGUAAAUAUUGUAAUUAUUGUCGUUAAAAAUAUUUUGUAUUAGUGAUUGUAUUAGCAAUUGAAUUUAUAUUAU